AUGACAGACAAGCGGCAGUAUACCUCGCCGUAUACGCCAAGUAACAAGAAGGUCUCAUGCUUGAAACGUUCAAAACAUGAGCCGACCGUGAUGGAAGACCUACCUACCGAACUCCUCCUUGAAACGUUUAGUUACCUGAACAGUGUGGAUGUGAUAUAUUGUUUUACGCCAUUGAACCAGCGCUUUCGAAUUCUAGUUCAUGCGCAUCAAAAUAAAUUCGACUUCAAAUCAGUAAGUAAAGCGAAAAUGAAGCGUUUCAUCCAUGAACACAACAGGCUUGCGGCUCUUCAAUGGAAGAUACUGAGACUGUCUGAUGAUGAACAUACACCUGGACAAAUAGCGUUCUUCUUUGAACAAUUUCCUUAUCAGCAACACACGUCUCAAUUGAAAUUCUUGUCUUUGAUUCAUAUGAAGCCAAACUAUGCACAAAGACUAUUACCACAACUAGAAAUCUUUACUAGUUUAGUUUCCUUAACACUCGGAAAUAUAUGCGGAAAACAAAUAGGGACAUUAAAUCUACCAUUACUUCGAAGCCUUACUAUUACUUCGUGUAAAUAUAACAAAUGGAUACAAAGUCUUCAACAAUUGAAAAAUUUAGACUACAACAUCAAACUAGACUGUGUUCACGAACAUAGCCUCAUAUGGCCAACAACACUCGAACAUCUAAAAAUCUAUUUUACGCAGUGGCAAGCGAGCGAACAUGUAUACGCAUCGCUACAAUAUCUGGCUCAGUUGAAAAGCUUGGCAAUCUAUGAUAAUUCCUGGGCAAAAUCAUAUCCCAAUGGUAAUAGAUGGCAGAACUUAAUCGAAUCGUCAUUACCAUUGUUGACUAAAUUUCAGUUUUGUUUUAAAUUUUGGUACGAUACUCUCUCAUUGACGGAUAUAAAUCAAAUCCUUUCAACGUUUACAACGCUGUUUUACCAGAAAAAACGUUGUUUCGUUCAAUGUGAUACGCAUAGCAAUCAAUUUCACGAGGCAGUUCUUUAUUCGUUGCCGUUCGCUUUCGACCAAUUCGAAUUACACACUGAUUCCUUCGCUCGAAGCAAAACAACGCUCAACGAUAUUCAUCUAACACACAAAAACUUCUUUCGAAAAGUGGAAACACUAAUUGUGAAUGUUAAAUGCGACGACGUAAAUUCUAACCUACAGAAUGAUCAUGUGCAACAUUUAGUCUUAACACGUUCGGAUAUCUUAGCUGAUUGGUUAUUUUCGAUGGUGUAUGUACGUCAAUUAUCCUUGUGUAAUCAGAUAGAUAUGUUAUCGAAGGAUUUUUUUCAUUUGAUAAAAAACAUGCCAUGUCUAGACUCAUUGAACACCUCGUUUACGAAAUUAACCAACCUUACGGAUGAGUGGAAAAGCAAGCUGAUUCGCGAUCAAUUAUCUGCCAAGGUUCGUUCUUUAAAUUUAUCGUUUGAUCAAAAUCGAUCGUAUUCCACACUUCAUUAUGUCGGUUCACACGAAAUUCUUUCCAUACUGGAUGUUUUUGCUGAAAAAUGCGAACAUCUAACGAUACUCAUAUCUUCCAAGAACAUUAUUACAGAUUCUAUACUACCAACGAUGAGAAAGCUGCAAAGCUUAACAGUUUAUCUGAAAACUGAUGAUCAAUCAAUCAUUACACACGAUUGGCUGACGAAACAAGAUAUCGUCAAAGAUUUAGAUUGUUCUUUUACUAUAAACAAUGACGAAUGCACCUUUUGGAUCAGUAAUCAAUAA
Molecule: messenger RNA, 1713 nt
Organism: Adineta ricciae
Lineage: Eukaryota; Metazoa; Rotifera; Eurotatoria; Adinetida; Adinetidae
Source: the annotation of a GenBank genome assembly